Messenger RNA from Lepisosteus oculatus (spotted gar), 6184 nucleotides. The record is from RefSeq and is a predicted model, not a curated record. NCBI's taxonomy places the organism in Eukaryota, Metazoa, Chordata, Actinopteri, Semionotiformes, Lepisosteidae.
AUGCCAGGAGGUUAUAAAGGAGAGUGUGGGGACGAUGUGGACCCUAUGCCUUUCCUGGCUCCUUCGGAGAAGGAGAAGCUGGAGGCCGUGAGCAAGCCCUACGACAUCAAGAAGUCCUGCUGGGUGAAGGACGAAAAGGAAGGUUUCAUUGCAGCAGAAAUCCAGGGAGACAAGGGUGAUCAAGUCACUGUGAAGACCGCCAAGAACACUACUCUCACCUUGAAAAAAGAUGAUAUACAGCAGAUGAAUCCUCCCAAGUUCUACCAGGCUAGUGACAUGGCUAACCUGACCUUCCUGAAUGAAGCCAGUGUUUUGGAGAACCUGCGUUCACGUUACAUCACUAUGAGAAUCUAUACGUAUUCGGGGUUGUUUUGCGUGACCAUCAACCCUUACAGGUGGCUGCCCAUCUAUGGGUCAAAAGUUGCCCAGAUGUUCAAGGGAAAGAAGCGCAAUGAGGUGCCUCCCCAUCUCUUCUCCAUCUCUGACAAUGCCUAUCAUGACAUGAUGAUGGAGCAUGAAAACCAGUCUAUGCUGAUCACUGGAGAAUCUGGUGCUGGCAAGACUGAGAACACCAAGAAGGUCAUCCAGUACUUUGCCAACGUUGGCGCAACCGGAGGAAAACCGUCCUCAGAUUCCAAGGGCUCCCUGGAAGAUCAAAUCAUCCAGGCCAACCCUGUGCUGGAGGCUUUCGGUAACGCCAAAACCACCAGGAACAACAACUCCUCCCGAUUCGGUAAAUUCAUUCGAAUCCACUUUGGGCCCACAGCUAAGCUGGCUGGUGCUGAUAUUGAGAGCUACCUGCUGGAGAAGUCUCGUGUUAUUUCUCAACAAGCUGCGGAACGUGGCUAUCACAUCUUCUACCAGAUCCUGUCAGGGAAGAAGCCAGAACUUCUUGAAACGCUGCUGCUCAGUCCUGAUCCCAAACAGUAUAUCUGGGUCUGCCAGGGUGUGACUGUGGUUGACAACAUGGAUGAUGGAGAAGAACUGCUUCUCACUGAUGAAGCCUUUGAUGUAUUGGGCUUCACUCAGGAGGAGAAAAUGAGUGUUUACAAGCUAACUGGUGGCAUCAUGCACUUUGGUAACAUGAAAUUCAAGCAGAAGCCAAGAGAAGAACAGGCUGAAGUGGACACCACUGAGGUGGCUGACAAAGUUGCCCACCUCAUGGCAGUCAGCUCUGGGGAACUCCAGAAGGGCAUUACCAGGCCACGUGUGAAGGUGGGGAAUGAGUUUGUGACCAAGGGGCAGAACCAAGACCAGUGCAACUACUCCAUUGGUGCCCUGGCCAAAGCCGUCUAUGACAAAAUGUUCAAAUGGAUGGUUGCCAGAAUUAACAAAACCUUGGACACCAAGAUGCAGCGCCAGUAUUUCAUUGGAGUUCUGGACAUUGCUGGCUUUGAGAUCUUUGAGUUCAACAGCUUCGAGCAGCUCUGCAUCAACUUCACAAAUGAGAAACUGCAACAGUUUUUCAAUCACCAUAUGUUCGUGCUGGAGCAGGAAGAGUACAAGAAGGAAGGAAUCGACUGGGUCUUCAUUGACUUUGGUCUGGACCUGCAAGCCUGCAUUGAGCUGCUGGAGAAGCCCAUGGGGAUCUUCUCAAUCCUAGAGGAGCAGUGUGUGUUCCCCAAGGCCACUGAUGCUACCUUUAAGGCUGCCCUGUAUGACAAUCAUCUGGGCAAGUCCAACAACUUCUUGAAGCCUAAAGGAGGGAAGAAAGGCCCAGAAGCUCACUUUGAGCUGGUCCACUAUGCUGGCACUGUUGGGUACAAUAUCACAGGCUGGCUUGAGAAGAACAAGGAUCCACUGAACGAGACUGUGGUGGGCCUGUUCCAGAAGUCAUCUAUGAACCUUCUGGCUGCUCUCUUCAAGGAGGAGGAGCAACCUGGAGGGGCCAAGAAGCAGAAGAAGGGCUCAUCCUUUCAGACUGUUUCUGCUUUCUACAGGGAGCAGCUGAACAAGUUGAUGACCACGCUGCGCAGUACUGCCCCUCACUUUGUCCGCUGCAUUGUACCUAAUGAGUUCAAGCAGUCAGGGGUUUGUGAUGCCUUCCUGAUUCUGCACCAGCUGGCCUGUAAUGGUGUGCUGGAGGGAAUCCGCAUCUGCAGAAAGGGCUUCCCCAACAGGCUGCAGUACCCGGAGUUCAAGCAGAGGUAUUAUAUUCUGAACCCCAAUAUCAUCCCUAAGGGAUUUGUGGACAACAAGAAAGCCUCAGAGCUAAUCCUGGGCUCCCUGGGCCUGGAUGACAUGGAGUACAGGAUUGGGCAUACUAAGGUGUUCUUCCGUGCUGGAGUCUUGGCCAAGCUUGAGGACAUGAGAGACGAGCGACUGGCGAAGAUUAUGACCAUGCUUCAGGCCCGACUACGUGGUGUCCUCAUGAGAAUUGAGUUCAAGAAGAUGCUUGACAGAAGAAUUGCUCUGAUCGCCAUCCAGCGUAACGUGCGCAAAUUCCUGCAGCUCCGGUACUGGGGAUGGUGGAAGCUCUACAACAAAGUGAAGCCUCUGCUGAAUGUGGCACGGCAGGAGGAUGAGAUGAAGGCCAAGGAGGAAGAGCUGCGCAGUGCAAUGGAGAAGACCCAGGAGAUGGUCAACAGGAUCAAGGAGCUGGAAGAGAAGUUGGCCACCCUCUCCCAGGAGAAGAAUGACCUUUCGUUGACUCUGAUAGCGGAACAAGAGACACUGGCCGACGCAGAAGAGCGUUGCACCCAACUGAUGAAGUCGAAGAUCAGUAUGGAGAGCCAGAUCCAGGAGAUGAAGGAGCAGCUGGAAGAAGAAGAGAGUACAGCCAGUAGCCUUGGGGCCCAUAAGCGCAAGCUGGAGGGAGAGCUCAAUGACCUCAAGAGGGACCUGGAGGGGCUUGAGUCCACUCUUGCCAAGACCGAGAAAGAGAAACAGGCUCUGGACCACAAAGUGCGCACCCUUACUGGAGACCUGGGCCAAAGAGAUGACAGUAUAGCCAAACUCCAGAAGGAAAAGAGAGCUCUCGAGGAGCUGCAUCAGAAAACUCUGGAUGAUCUCCAGGCAGAGGAGGACAAGGUGAACCACCUCACUAAGAGCAACAGCAAACUCAACACCCAGAUCCAUGAGCUGGAAGACAACUGGGAACAGGAGAAAAAGAUCCGUGCUGAGGUGGAGAAAGCACGACGGAAAGCUGAGGGGGAUCUGAAAAUGACCAUUGAAAACCUGAACGAGAUGGAGAGAGCCAAGCUCGACCUUGAAGAGGCUGUCAAAAAGAGGGAUUUUGAGAUCAACCACUUGAACUCAAAAUGGGAGGACGAGCAGUCUCUCAACUCUACUUUGCAGAGGAAGUUCAAAGAGCACCAGGCUCGUAUUGAGGAGUUAGAAGAGGAGCUUGAAGCUGAGAGAGCCAUGAGAGCCAAGGUAGAGAAGCAACGUUCUGACUUGUCUCGUGACCUGGAGGACAUCAGUGACAGGCUGGAGGAAGCAGGGGGUGCUACAGUUGCUCAGAUUGAGCAGAACAGGAAGAGGGAAGGAGAGCUGCUUAAGCUUCGCCGGGAGCUGGAGGAGGCAGCUCUGCAGUCUGAAGCCACAGCCUCCGCUCUGCGCAAGAAACAUGCCGACUCCAUGGCAGAGCUUUCUGAGCAUGUGGAGAACCUGCAAAGGGUGAAGGCCAAGCUGGAGAAGGACAAGCAGGUUAUGAAGGCUGAGAUCGAUGACCUCAGUGCCAAUGUGGAGACUAUCCAGAAGGCCAAGCUGAACGGAGAAGCCCUUGUUCGCAAACUGGAGGACAGUCUGGCAGAAGCCAACGCCAGACUGACAGAGAUGGAGAGGAACCAAACUGAGCUGAAUGCCUUCAAAACCAGGAUCUCUUCUGAGAACAGCGAACUGAGCCGGGAACUGGAGGAGACGCAGAGCAGGUUGAACCAGGUCCUGCGUGUGAAGACCACCCUGACCUCCCAGACCGACGAACUGAAGAGGCAGGUGGAUGAGGAGUCCAAGUCUCGCAGCGCCGCAGUGGUUGGUCUGGCCAACGCCCGCCAUGAUCUGGACCUGAUGAAGGAGCAGUUGGAGGAGGAGCAGGAGAGCAAAGCAGAGAUGCAGCGGCUCAUCUCCAAACUGAACUCUGAGGUCACGACCUGGAGGACCAAGUAUGAGACUGAUGCUAUCCAGAAGACAGAGGAGCUAGAGGAGACCAAGCGCAAGCUGGCAGCUCGGCUCCAGGAAGCAGAGGAGGCGGCAGAGGCAGCGCAGGCCCGAGCGGCCAGCCUGGAGAAGGCCAAGCAGAGACUGCAGGGAGAGGUGGAGGACCUCACCAUCGAACUGGAGAAGUCCAAUGCCGCAGUUGCUGCCCUGGACAAGAAACAGCGCACCUUCGACAAGAUGAUUGCUGAGUGGAGCCAGAAGUGUGAGGAGCUGCAGCUGGAGCUGGACAACUCCCAGAAGGAGUGCCGCUCCUACAUGACUGAGGUCUUCAAAAUGAAGACGGCUUAUGAAGAGUCACUGGAUCACCUGGAGACUGUCAAAAAGGAGAACAAGACCUUGCAUGAGGAGAUUAAAGACCUCGUGGAGCAGCUGACUGAGGGUGGGAGGAGUGUCCAUGAGCUGCAGAAGAUCAAGAAAAAGCUGGAGAUUGAGAAAGAUGAGUUGCAGGUGGCUUUGGAAGAGGCUGAAGCUUCUCUAGAGGUUGAGGAGAGUAAGGUGGUUCGUAUCCAGUUGGAGCUGGCUCAGGUGAAAGCUGAUAUUGACCGAAGAAUCCAUGAGAAGGAAGAAGAGUUCGAAGUUACUAGGAAGAACCACCAGCGUGCCAUUGAGUCCCUGCAGGCCAGCCUGGAAGCUGAGGCCAAAGGUCGGGCUGAGGCUCUGCGCCUGAAGAAGAAGAUGGAGAUGGACCUGAAUGAGAUGGAAAUCCAGUUGGAUCACGCCAACAAGAACAACAGUGAGCUGGUCAAAACUCUGAAGAAGAUGCAGCAGCAGAUCAAGGACAUGCAAAUGCAGAUGGAUGAGGACGCUCGCCAGCACGAGGAGCUGAGAGAGCAGUACAACCUGCAGGAGCGGCGGCUCAGCCUUCUUCAGACCGAGCUGGAGGAGGUGCGCAGCGGCCUGGAAGCCUCCGAGCGCUCCCGCAAACUCAUUGAGCAGGAGCUGGUUGAGACCACCGAGAGAUACAAUGAGCUCAAUGUGCAGAACCAGAGCCUGAUUAUCAUAAAACGUAAACUUGAGGCUGACUUUCAGCACAUUACCAAUGAGAAUGAGGAGCUACUGAGUCAAUUCCGUGCGGCUGAUGAAAGAGCUAAGAAAGCUGUCACUGAUGCCACACGCAUGGCAGAGGAACUGCGCCAGGAGCAGGAUCACUGCAUGCACCUGGAGAAGAUCAAGAAGACCAACGAGAUCACUAUCAAGGACCUGCAGUUCAAGAUAGAGGAGGCUGAGCAGCUCGCCCUGAAAGCAGGCAAACGCACAAUCCAGAAGCUGGAGACCAGGAUAAAGGACCUGGAAACUGAACUGGAUUCAGAGCAGAAGCGCCACGUGGAGACAGUGAAGAAUCUGUGCAAGAAUGAACGUCGCCUCAAGGAGCUGGUCUUCCAAACAGAGGAGGACCACAAGACCAACCAGCGCAUGCAGGAGCUGGUGGAGAAGCUGCAGAACAAGCUGAAGUCUUACAAGAGGCAGAUUGAAGAGGCUGAAGAACAAGCAAACCAGAGCCUGUCCAAGUACAGGAAGACUGUCCAUGAGCUGGAUGAUGCAGAGGAGAGAGCAGGCAUGGCGGAGUCGGCCCUGAACAAGCUGCGCACCAGGAACCGUGCCUCUGUGGGCAAGGGCAUCACCUCUGUGGAGAUCAUCCAGGUGUCCAAGUCCUCCUCCUCCAAGAGUGUCUCCGAGGAGUAGGCUCCUGUCCACGCUGGCUGGCAGGGUGACAUGCACAACUACCCACUCCCUUUCCCAUGUGGACUGUUCCCAAGCAAAAAGCAAGACAGCUAGAAGACACUCCAAGUCUUAUAAAGACUUGUGGAAGAAUCCAGUUUACUGAAGUUUUGUCUUGUCCUGCUUGUUGUGUAGACUUGUGUCAUAAUGAUGGGAUUGGAUUGGGAAAUGCUGCACUUUCAUAUCAAGGAUGGAAAGUGCACCACUGUAUAUCACCCUGCUACUGAAUGUGCAUGAAUGCACUGUUUCAAAGUCUUAAAAGUAAAUGUCUUAAAGCAUAGUUCUAAUAAAGCAAAGCAAUGAGCAA